Molecule: messenger RNA, 849 nt
Organism: Rhodofomes roseus
Lineage: Eukaryota; Fungi; Basidiomycota; Agaricomycetes; Polyporales; Fomitopsidaceae
Exons: 2
Coding region: 474-722 (82 amino acids)
Biological process (GO): proteolysis
Molecular function (GO): serine-type endopeptidase activity; tripeptidyl-peptidase activity
Source: RefSeq, a predicted model, not a curated record
UAUUCCCUCUCUUGGCCUUCCUCACUGCCUAACUCACCACCUGGGUGCGCGGGGCGUCUCCCUCCUCUACGCUUCUGCCAACGGUGGUGUGUCCGGCAACCAGGCAUCCAGCAAUUUGCUGCACGGAGUUCGUGCCUGUCUUCCCUACGAGCUGUCCCUAGUACGUGCGCCCCAGCCUGCUUCGUCCUUCUCUGACCUCUUCUAAUGUGACCACCGUCGGCGCGACGACCGAGCAGCCCACAGAGAUCGGAGCGAGCUUCUCCGGAGGCGGCUCCUCGAACCAGUGCUUCGUACAGACCGCCUACUAGUCCGCCGCCGUCGUCUCGUACCUCAGCGCGCCUGGGUCGAACUCGAGCAGGCUCUUGAACGCGACCGGCCGCGCGUACCCGGACGUAUCGGCGUACGGCACGCGGUACGACAUCAAGUCCAGCGCGGUGUUGUUCAUCGUGAGCGGGACGAGCUGCUCUACGCCGAUGUUCGCGGCAAUCGUCGCGCGGCUGAAUGACCAGCUGCUCGGCGCGGGCAAGAGCGUACUCGGGUUCUUGAACCUGUGGCUGUGUAGCACCGCGGCGGGUAUGGGCGCUCUGAAUGAUGUCGUGGGCGGGAACAACCUCGCGUGCAGCGGGGGUACGACUAGGUUCUACGCCGCGCAGGGAUGGGAUCCUGUUACGGGGCUCGGCACGCCGAGCUUCACCCUACUCGCAUCUGCGGCGGGCCUCUGAGCCAUGGAACAUAGUUUGAAACUUGACUUUGUCUCUUACCUUGUAUUCAAGCUUCAAGUUCUGUCGUGCAUGUUACGUGUUCUCUAUGGGACUUCCAGCUUACAUACAUGUUCUUUGUCACGGACAC